Tupaia belangeri chinensis (Chinese tree shrew) is the source of this 1564-nucleotide messenger RNA. It is a transcript of the gene TIPE3, whose product is annotated as TNF alpha induced protein 8 like 3. Gene Ontology annotation, biological process: regulation of apoptotic process. The transcript is spliced from 2 exons. Gene Ontology annotation, cellular component: cytoplasm. Lineage: Eukaryota; Metazoa; Chordata; Mammalia; Scandentia; Tupaiidae. Bases 1 to 636 code for a protein of 211 amino acids. The record is from RefSeq and is a predicted model, not a curated record.
AUGAAAAACACAAUGUGUGCAACGACCCUGCUCACCGUCCUGGCCUCCUGCCGCCUUUGGGGACUAGCUCUCGGUCCUGAUGUUUUUAGUUCAAAGAGCCUUGCCCUUCAAGCCCAGAAGAAAAUUCUGAGCAAAAUAGCCAGCAAAACCAUGGCCAACAUGUUGAUUGACGACACCAGCAGUGAGAUCUUCGAUGAGCUCUACAAAGUCACCAAAGAGCACACCCACAACAAGAAGGAGGCUCACAAGAUCAUGAAGGACUUAAUCAAGGUGGCGAUCAAAAUCGGGAUCCUCUACCGGAACAACCAGUUCAGCCAGGAGGAGCUCGUUAUUGUGGAGAAGUUCCGGAAGAAGCUGAACCAGACCGCCAUGACCAUCGUCAGCUUCUAUGAGGUGGAGUACACCUUCGAUAGGAAUGUACUCUCCACGCUCCUGCACGAAUGCAAGGACCUGGUCCAUGAACUGGUGCAGCGACACCUGACGUCCAGGACCCACGGGCGCAUCAACCAUGUCUUCGACCACUUUGCCGACGUGGAGUUCCUCUCCACCCUCUACAGUCUGGACGGAGACUGCAGGCCCAACCUCAAGAGGAUUUGUGAAGGAAUCAAUAAGUUGCUAGAUGAGAAAGUCCUUUGAAUGCCUUCCCUCCUCCUGGACUUGGCUGCUUUAAAGUCACUGCACCCAUCAUGGUCUGGGGAGAAGCAAGAAAAGAAGCUGCAACCCUUGUUGAAGAAGUCAAUGUUUUGUCGUCUCUAUCCCACCGAGGCUGAUGCCCAGCCAAGCGUGGGUGUGUUUAAUCCCUUGAGUUCUCUGAUAAGGUCUGUACUUAAAAUCACCUGUCUUUGCAAGCCCAGAGGCCACUUCAGCUACUCAAAGCAGGAAGUCUGUUUUGCCCCUUACAGUAAACUCCACUCAGCUCAUGGAGGAGAAUGAGCCCUGGACCAGGACCCAGAGAACAUGGGUUCAGUUCCCAGAUUCACCAGUGACAACUCUGUCCUCUGUAUGCUGGAGCGUGAUGCCUGUCUGCCUACCUCACAGGGCUGUGGUGAGGAUCGAAACAGAUACUGUCUGUCCCUGCUUUUGAAAACCCUCAUGGAAGCCCUUUAUAUGUUCUCUUGUGAGUAUGAGAGGGAUAAACUUGGAUCUAGACCAUUAAGCAACAUGUAAGAAAGGAACAAGAGAAUCUACUGGGCUGGGUUUGCAUUCUGUCUCUCAAUGUGCUGUUUGCAGCAAAAUGAAAUCCAAAGGUGUGAAAAAGUACACUUGCAAAUUGGGAAAAUGUUUUACAAUGUGUUUUUUAGGUCUUAGAUGUGCAGGUUUCUGAUCCUGUGGAAGGAAACUCCGUGGAGGGUGGGGAGAGAAGUUCCUACCUAUAACACAGGAGCGGAGAAGCACUCUGCUCCCCCUGCAGGACCAGCAUCUAAGGGGCGCCAUCCGCGGGGCACAGAGAGGCUUUAUUCUGGCAUGCAUGGGAGUCCGGCAGAAUGAACCCCUCACCAUCCUUCUUGACCUUUUACAGUCAUUUGUGCUAUUUUCUCUGGUUCGUUAAUAAAUCGAAACUACC